Xyrichtys novacula (pearly razorfish) is the source of this 3200-nucleotide messenger RNA. NCBI's taxonomy places the organism in Eukaryota, Metazoa, Chordata, Actinopteri, Labriformes, Labridae. The record is from the annotation of a GenBank genome assembly.
AUGCCGUCCGGAUCUGACAACAUGGACAUUGAGUUGCAGGCAGUGAAGACGAGAAAUGGGGACCACGAACCUGGAUUUGUAUCAUAUGAUCGGGUGAGUUCCCUGUCUAAUAAGGAUUAAAAACACAGAGGAAAUGGGUGGUAAUAAGAUUAAUAGUAAUUAAAUUUGUAUUUAACUGAGUGUCUAUAAUUCUUUAAUUUACAAAAGAAAAUGUUUGAUUAUGAUUUUAAGUAUAAAAGUCUAAGUAUGUCUAAGUAUCUGUCCAUAUCUAAGUAUGUAUUUGGAUUUACUGUACCACACUGUAGGCUGGGAUUGCUGAUGAUAUCAAAACUGAAACAAUAGUCCAUUAAUUUCAUAACCACAUAUUAAAUUGCUGACAAGAUUUAUUUAUAUCAUGUUACCACAAAUUGAAGAACUCCUCUGCCUUAAGCUAUCAAAUGAAAAUUGUCCUUGUCUUAUGUAACGGUACAGUAUGGAGUGUUCGUCUGCUUUUAAUGUCAGUGGGCUACAGGUCGCAAAAAACAGGGUUACGCUAUAUAUGUAUGUGUGUAUUUAUUCUAUUUUCUUGACACAUCAACCAAUGGACAAUAUCUAUCUAUCUAUCUAUCUAUCUAUCUAUCUAUCAUGUAAGGAAAAGUAUCAAGAAAUCAGUCAAUGAAUAGAUGGAUUAUUUCCAUUUGAUGCUCCAUAAUAUGUAUUGUAAUGUCAUGAAAAAAUGUCUGUUUGUAACUUGUAUUAUUCUCUAAUAUUUACCUGCUUUAGGUAACAGGUAACGGAGAAAGUGUGGCCAACUCGAACCCUGAUGCAUCAGAGAAAGAUGUGUUAUUAUCUGUGCAGGUGAGCUUCUGUAAAGGUUGUGUUUAUGUCUUUUUGUUUUGUUUAGUUUGACAGUCUUCCUAAGUAAAACUGUCAACAGCUUGCAUCGGAGACUCUGUUGAAAGUGGUGAUAUAAACACACCGUAUCCAAACAGUUAUCCAUUUUUAGUAAUGGUAUGAGGAAAGUGACGUAGUGUUUGUCUGUUGUGUUUAUAUCAGAUCGACGGUUGUAAUGGGGAGACGACAGCCGCUGGAUCAGCAGCAGCAGCUCUACAAAACGUGGGAAACACCUCUGAAGAGGUAUAAAGGCUUACAUUCGCUGUUUUAGUCGUUGUUUCCUCUUUACAUAUGAUAAAGAAUCAGUUCUUUUUUGAGAGAAUUUCUUUCAGCUCUCUUUAAAAUGUGAGGUAAAUGACAAUCUUGUGUUUUUGUUUCUCGUCAGGUUACCACUCCUAAUGGUGAGACAGUCGCGUCUUCAGUUUCAGAAGAAUCUCAAAGUAUUCUGGGAAAUGUUUCUAGAGAGGUAUGAAAGCUUUUAUUAAAAAUGGCUGUAUGGGUUUUGUUUCUCUCUUCUCAUGGAAUAAAGGAAGUGUAGUUUACUGUUUACUAAUAUUUCCCUAUUCUGUUCAUUUUUGUGAAACUAAAACCAAAGCUACAGCUGUAAAUUAUGAGGAUUAAUCAGGAAUUUACAACUGUCUUGUUAUUCUACUCUAAAUCUAUCUGACUGGAACGCUCUACAAAUUGCCACCACAUCUUGAUAAAGCAUUUUUGUUUUUGAUUUAAGGGGAGACGAAUAAAGAAAGAGCUGAAUGAGAUCCUCUUCUGGAAAGUCAGACUGUGGAUGGCCAUCAUCUUUGUUUUUUUCCUCAUCUUUGUCGUAAUUAUAAUUUCGCUGCUGCUCUGCUCAGGUGGGAUAACAUCGUCAUGAGUCAAGUCAUCAACAUCAGUUGCAUAUUUUAAAGCAUUCAAUGAUGUUGUUGUUUUUGAAUCAAAGAUUACAAUUUGAAACAAUUUGAUUCAACUAUGCUGUUUCCUUUAUGCGCAGCAAUCCACGAGGACAAAGACGAGAAGUUCGACCCGUCGUUGUUCAAGUUUCCUCUGUAUUUUAACGGGAGCUUCCAACUGCCCAACCUGGUCUACACAGAGAAUCUCCUCACACUGUCCUUCAAUGAAAGCCAAGCACUCGCCUCUGACCUGCAGGAAAAGGUUUGGCCAUUCAUGAGUGUUUCUUCUCUUGUCUUUCUUUGAAUGGUGUACUUGAUAAUUCAGAUUUUAGGUGAUAUUUGCAGCUCAGUUCGUGUUGCGCAUGGAAGGACUGAAAUAUGCUGUUAGACGCUACAUUUUUAACUGGUGUGUAGCUCUUUGCUUUUGCUGUUGCAUCAGUUGUUUCCCAGUUGCAACACCCAUGUAACACCUAACUGAGAGAUGGUUGUGCUAUGCACAGUGUGGCAACAGUUCAAACUGACAAAUUUAAUAACCACAUCAGCCAAGGCUGCAUACCUGACCUCCACAACUCUCUACUUUCAAGAGAGAAACCUUCAACGUAUCGAGACGGCACAAAAUAAAAACCUGCUCUGGCUGCUAUUAUCAGAAGCUUUAAACCUUGUGUUGCGGUUUAAUCUUCUCAGAGAAUUAAAAUCAAAAGCCAUCUGCAGCAGAAGAGAGCAAAGGCGAUGUGAGGUGAAAGUACGUUAGAGUUAACCAAACACAUUUCACACCCAUUGUUUGUGUCUGCAUUCCUAAUCCUGGCCCCACCCAGCUUGCUGACCUCUACAGAUCCUCACCUGCCCUGGGACGGUACUUCUCAGGAGCUGAGAUCCAGGCUUUCAGGUACAAACACAUCAUCCGCAGCGAUUUUGAUAAAUGUCCACUAAGAUGAAAGUGAAACUUAAACAUAUCCCAGGGUUCCUGCACAGUUGGAAUUUCCAUACUUUUCCAUACCCUACCCUAAUUAUUUUUGGAAAUACCUACUUUUCUAUUUUUAGAAAGCAGUAUUUUAGAGCUGUGGUAAUAGUCUGGAAACAUAGAUACUUUAUUUCUCAUUUACCAUACUUUUUAAGACCUGGAAAUUGAUCAAACUACUUCCAUACUUUCUAUACUUGCAUAGGGACCCUGAUAUCGACUUUUGUUUUUCUACAGUCUGAUGUGUUUGUUGAGCUUCAGUAACCUUGCAUUCCUCCCCCCACAGGAACGGAUCAGUCAUAGCUGACUACCAGCUGAAAUUUCUCAUGCCUGAAGAACGACAGGAGCAGCUAAAGAACUACAUUCUGAGCAGGGAAAUGGUGUACAAUGUGCUCAGACAGUUUUUGUACGACCAAGAGUCUGAGGAGUCGGGGCCCAUGUAUAUCGAUCCAGUUUCCCUUAACAUGUUUUUAAAACAAUAG